Molecule: messenger RNA, 1267 nt
Organism: Trichechus manatus latirostris (Florida manatee)
Lineage: Eukaryota; Metazoa; Chordata; Mammalia; Sirenia; Trichechidae
Gene: GNB4
Product: G protein subunit beta 4
Exons: 10
Coding region: 95-1117 (340 amino acids)
Biological process (GO): G protein-coupled receptor signaling pathway
Cellular component (GO): cytoplasm; heterotrimeric G-protein complex
Molecular function (GO): signaling receptor complex adaptor activity; protein binding
Source: RefSeq, a predicted model, not a curated record
GCCCUGCCCUGCGGGGUUUUGCUCUGAGUUGGCGUGGACUCAACCGCAGCAGUUGCUCUCGCGUGUUCAUUCCUGAGAUAAACAACUUCAAAGGAUGAGUGAACUGGAGCAGUUGAGGCAGGAAGCAGAACAGCUGCGAAAUCAGAUCCAGGAUGCGAGGAAGGCAUGUAAUGAUGCGACGCUUGUUCAGAUCACAUCAAAUAUGGACUCCGUGGGUCGGAUACAGAUGCGAACAAGACGUACGCUGAGGGGUCACCUCGCUAAAAUUUAUGCUAUGCACUGGGGCUAUGAUUCAAGGCUACUAGUCAGUGCUUCCCAAGACGGAAAAUUGAUUAUCUGGGACAGCUAUACAACAAAUAAGAUGCAUGCGAUUCCUCUGAGGUCCUCCUGGGUGAUGACCUGUGCUUAUGCUCCCUCUGGGAAUUACGUUGCUUGUGGAGGAUUGGACAAUAUCUGCUCUAUAUACAGCUUAAAAAGCAGAGAGGGAAACGUCAGAGUGAGCCGGGAGCUACCGGGUCACACGGGCUACUUGUCCUGCUGCCGCUUUUUAGAUGACAGCCAAAUUGUAACAAGUUCAGGAGAUACAACUUGUGCUUUAUGGGACAUCGAAACCGCCCAGCAGACCACCACUUUCACCGGUCACUCUGGAGAUGUGAUGAGUCUCUCUCUAAGUCCUGACAUGAGGACUUUCGUUUCUGGUGCUUGUGAUGCUUCUUCCAAACUAUGGGAUGUUCGAGAUGGAAUGUGUAGACAGUCUUUCGCUGGACAUGUGUCAGAUAUUAAUGCUGUCAGUUUUUUUCCAAAUGGAUAUGCCUUUGCCACUGGCUCUGAUGAUGCCACGUGCCGACUCUUUGACCUUCGUGCAGACCAAGAGUUGUUAUUAUAUUCUCAUGACAAUAUCAUCUGUGGAAUCACUUCUGUAGCUUUCUCAAAAAGUGGACGCCUCCUGUUAGCUGGUUAUGAUGACUUUAAUUGUAAUGUAUGGGACACGCUAAAAGGAGAUCGUGCAGGUGUCCUUGCUGGUCAUGACAACCGUGUCAGCUGUUUGGGAAUAACUGAUGAUGGCCUGGCUGUGGCAACAGGCUCUUGGGACAGUUUUCUUAGGAUCUGGAAUUAACAGUGUUGUACAUAUUUUCUGUCCUCCAUUGAUACCUGGAGAAAUCAACGCUACAGCCUAUAGCUGUGAACAAAAUUCUACCUUGUAUUUGCAGGUGAAGAUUUUUCUAUUGAGAUUAUUAUAUACAAAAAGACACUUUCAGUAAACUAC